This is a messenger RNA of Sugiyamaella lignohabitans, 585 nucleotides long. It is a transcript of the gene RCL1, whose product is annotated as Rcl1p. The transcript has a single exon. The record is from RefSeq and is a predicted model, not a curated record. Lineage: Eukaryota; Fungi; Ascomycota; Dipodascomycetes; Dipodascales; Trichomonascaceae. Gene Ontology annotation, molecular function: RNA endonuclease activity. The coding region runs from base 1 to 585 and encodes 194 amino acids. Gene Ontology annotation, biological process: endonucleolytic cleavage of tricistronic rRNA transcript (SSU-rRNA, 5.8S rRNA, LSU-rRNA). Gene Ontology annotation, cellular component: nucleolus.
AUGCCACAUCUGGUGCUUCAGCCAAAGACUAUUCAUGCCACGUCCAAGAACCUUGUGGUCAAGAUCCGUGGUAUCGCAUACUCUACAAGAGUCAGUCCAGCCAGUGUCAAUCGACUGAUCGAUGCGUCUCGUGGCGUUCUUAAAGGCACCGAGGUCGAGACGUUUAUUUAUUCGGAUGUUGCUAGAGGUGAGGAGUCUGGCAAGAGUCCUGGUUUUGGUGCCACCAUUGUGGCCGAAACUAAAGGUGGUUGGCCCAUUUCAGCCGAAGGAAUUGCUACCGCCGGAGUCACUCCCGAAGAUCUUGGAACCCAGGUGGCUGCCAAACUAUUGCACGAGCUUUCUCUAGGAGGAACUGUAGGAAGAAAUCAGGUGUCGCUGGCUCUCGUGCUUAUGGUUCUAGGAAAAGAAGACGUGGGCCGUAUUUCCCUUGGCAAGGGAGUCAUUGACGCGAAAGUGGUCCGUUUGUUGCGAUAUAUCAAAAAGUUCUGGAAUUUAGAAGUGGUAUUGAGAGAAGACGGCGAGUCCGAGGUCAUGUGUACCGUCAAAGGCUCGGGUUUCGUCAGUUCCAGUAAAAAAGUCGCUUAG